GCCCCGAUGCGAUGAGACAGAGAGCGAACCCAACCCCAUCAACCUCCCGAUUCAUCUCUCCUCAACUCCGCCUUUCCCCACUCUCACUUGGCCCUGCCCCCACCGCCCAGCCAGCCGCUCUCGCUCCAUCCACCUGUAGGCUGUAGCUGCUGAUGCCCCCGGCCAGCUCUAUAUAUACGCCACACUUCUUCCCCCACAUGCACUUGCGCUUGCUACCCUGCACUACAAGUGUACACCUCCCCUGUUUCUCCCGCGCACCUCUGUUUCUUCUUCGUCCCAGAGCGUCUCUGCUCCUAUACUCUCCUCUCGAUCGCGCGUACCAUAUUUGGCACCACUAGCUAGCUCGCAGCAUCAACCAUGGUGGUUCUCGCGAGCACGCCGGCCGUGGACCAAAUCCCGCUCCUCCGUUCCCCGGACCCGGGGGACUACUUCGCGGGCAUGCCGGUCGUGGACCUGUCCAGCCCCGGCGCGCCCAGGGCCAUCGCGGACGCGUGCUCACGCUUCGGCUUCUUCAAGCUCGUCGGCCACGGCGUGCCCCUGGACGCCAUGGAGCGGGUCGAGGCCGAGGCCGUGCGCUUCUUCGCGCAGGCCCAGGCCGACAAGGACCGGGCCGGGCCGGCCUACCCGUUCGGGUACGGCAGCAAGCGCAUCGGGCUCAACGGCGACGUCGGGUGGCUCGAGUACCUCCUCCUCGCCGUCGACGACGCCUCCCUCUCCGCCGCAUGCCCCGUCCCGUCCCGCGCGGCCUUUCGGGCGGCGCUGAACGAGUACAUCGCGGCGGUGCGCAAGGUGGCUGCGCGGGUGCUGGAGGCGAUGGCGGAGGGGCUGGGCAUUGCGCCGGUCGACGCCCUGAGCGCCAUGGUGGCGGCGCAGGGCAGCGACCAGGUGUUCCGGGUGAACCACUACCCGCCAUGCACCGCGCUGCAGGGCCUCGGCCACAGCGCCACCGGCUUCGGCGCGCACACCGACCCGCAGCUCAUUUCCGUCCUCCGCUCCAACGGCACCUCCGGCCUGCAGGUCGCGCUCCACGACGACGGGCGGUGGGUCUCCGUGCCUUCCGACCGCGACGCGCUCUUCGUCAACGUCGGCGACUCCCUGCAGGUGCUGACCAACGGGAGGUUCAAGAGCGUGAAGCACAGGGUGGUGGCCAACAGCCUCAAGUCCAGGGUCUCCAUGAUCUACUUCGGAGGGCCGUCGUUAGGGCAGAGGAUCGCGCCAUUGCCGCAGCUGCUGGGCGAGGGAGAGCAGAGCCUCUACAAGGACUUCACGUGGAGCGAGUACAAGAAGGCUGCCUACAAAUCAAGGCUCGGUGACAACAGGCUGGCCCACUUUCACAAGCACCAGGCAUGA
Molecule: messenger RNA, 1350 nt
Organism: Lolium rigidum
Lineage: Eukaryota; Viridiplantae; Streptophyta; Magnoliopsida; Poales; Poaceae
Product: gibberellin 2-beta-dioxygenase 3-like
Exons: 2
Coding region: 358-1350 (330 amino acids)
Biological process (GO): response to light stimulus; gibberellin catabolic process
Source: RefSeq, a predicted model, not a curated record